Lottia gigantea (owl limpet) is the source of this 972-nucleotide messenger RNA. RefSeq lists its product as hypothetical. The transcript is spliced from 4 exons. Lineage: Eukaryota; Metazoa; Mollusca; Gastropoda; Lottiidae. The record is from RefSeq and is a predicted model, not a curated record. The coding region runs from base 1 to 972 and encodes 323 amino acids.
AUGCCAAAAGAUGGCGAAACGUCAGAUGUUACAGAGAACCUGUCCGAAACCCACAAACGAUUCGUACGAAAACGAGCUACUUUGAGAAGUUUGUUUACGAAAGAAGAUCGACGAGUGAAUGCCAUAAUCGACAGUGAAGAGCCUGAUUUAAAGACUUUAUACGUUGUCAAAGACAAGCUUGUGAAUGCCAAACACAGACUUCAAGAAUAUGAUGACAAAAUUCAAGAUCUCCUUAUUCAAAUGAAAGAUGAUCAGAGCUCUGAAUAUGAUUUUGAAGAAUGUGAUAUAAUAUCAGAUAAUCAUUCAUUGCUGUUAGCCCGCAUUGAUGAUUUCCUACAUGCUCUUGAAAAAACAAGUCAACUUUCUUCAUUAGCCGCUACCAAAUCAGCGCAGCACUCAUCUGUCAAACUACCAAAGAUAGGGUGGGUUUUGUUCUUCUUCUCAAUACCCAUGUUUUUUGUAGACGGUGUGCUCAUGCUAUAUUACAGUAUUCUAAAUAGGAAUCACAGUCUAGGAAAUGGAACUUUUGUAGAGAACAUUGCUUUAAAUAAACCUGUUAAUAGUAGCAGUAUGUUGAAAAACAAAUUCGCACCAUGUAAUGCCGUUGACGGACGGUUAACGGAAAUGGUUCAUACCCAGAAUUCUGACAUAGAAUGGUGGUGUGUUGAUUUAGAGAAAAUAUACAAUUUUCAAUCCGUCGUUCUAUACAAUAGAGAUGGUGACGUAGCCAUGAAGAAUAGACUGGCAGGAUUCGAGUUAAGGUUCAGUGAUAAUGGACAUUGCAAUAUAGAAACAUUUAAUGGAAGCCGAAUAUGUUACAAAGAUACUGAAGCAAUUGGUCUGCUAGUCUACAAUAUAACAUCAUGUAACCAACCAGGAGUCAGUUUCUCUUCAAGAUUUAUAUUUUUGAGUCCAAGAUCGGACAAAUAUCUUACUUUUCGUCAGUUGAUGGUAUUUGAACCGAUUGGUUAA